AUGAAAUUGGGCUUUAUAUUAAUUGCACUGGUGAAUUGUGGCGAAAAUAUCAGGAAGCGUACGACAUCAAUGAUUACAAUGAAGAAAAUCUUUUAUGCUCGAAUUAACAAGGAAGUCUCGAAUGGAUUCAAUGGUACUUACCUGAUCAAUGGAGAGACGUUUGAACUACCAGUGGCUUCUACAGGGGUAUUUCUUUACACUGACGAAACAAUACCAUAUUGGUUUUCGUCAUUUGGAAGGAUGAUCAUCUAUCAUUUCUUCUAUGAAAGUCCAUUAAAAGUGUCUAUUCAGAAGAAAGAGUUAGUAAAUCAAAGUGGAUGGUGCAUGUUUGUCUCGGUCUUGGCACCUUACCCUCAAGGAAUAGAAGGAACACGGGUGAGGAUUUCUGAUUCAAAGUUGAGAUGUGAAUUAGAUGGAGUAACCAGUAUUCCUUAA
This is a messenger RNA of Lottia gigantea (owl limpet), 435 nucleotides long. RefSeq lists its product as hypothetical. The coding region runs from base 1 to 435 and encodes 144 amino acids. NCBI's taxonomy places the organism in Eukaryota, Metazoa, Mollusca, Gastropoda, Lottiidae. The transcript is spliced from 5 exons. The record is from RefSeq and is a predicted model, not a curated record.